AUGUCCCUCCUGGCAAUCCAGAGCCAGUACUGGGCCGUCCGCGACUACCUCUCGCCUGUCCUCCGCGAGAGCAAGUUUAAAGAGCACGGCCGUAUCACUCCUGAGGAGUUUGUGGCAGCUGGCGACUUCCUCACGUUCAAGUUCCCCGUCUGGCAAUGGGAGAAGGGAGACCCGUCGCGCACUCGCGACUUUCUUCCAGCCGACAAGCAGUACCUUAUCACGCGUAACGUGCCAUGCCUCCGCCGCGCGACCGCGAUCAACUACACAGACGACGACGAGGACGCCGAGAAGCUGCUGAGCUUCAUGGACGAAGCCGAGGCCGCGGCUCCUGGCGCCGACGAGGAAUGGGUGGCAACACACCUUGGAAGGCCGACCCAGGCUGAGACCGUUGCCGAGAUUCCCGACUCGCCGUCGCUCGAGGCCCAGGCUUCGAACCUGCACAUUGGCGACGACGACGAGAUCCCCGACAUGGACGACAUCCCAGACAUGGACGAGGCGGCGGGUUUGGAAGACGAAGAGGACGAGGCGGCCGUGCAGCGCGGAGCCAAGUCGUCGUCUGACAACCUCUUGCAAGUGCGCACGUACGACUGCUACAUUUCGUACGACAAGCACUACCAGACACCCCGGUUCUGGCUGUUUGGCUACGACGAGAACAAGCGUCCCCUCACUGCGACCGAAGUGUUCCAGGACGUUCCCGCCGACCACGCGUUCAAGACCAUGACGAUGGAGGCGUUCCCCCACUCGGGCACACAGCUGGCGUCGGUCCACCCGUGCAAGCACGCGAGUGUGAUGAAGAAGUUUAUCGACAGGAUGGAGGCCCAGGCCGAGGACAGCGGCGACGCUGCGGGUUCGUCCACGUCCCCAGCAUCCAAGCGCAAGUGGCUCGGCGGCGUCAUGCGCAAGGUCACGGGCGGGGACAAGGACAAGCCCAAGGCCGCCGACAAGAAGGACGGCAGCAGCCCCGACGACGAGCCGACGGGCAUCCAGGUCGACUUUUACCUCGUCAUCUUCCUCAAGUUUAUCGCCAGUAUCGUGCCGACUAUCGAGGUGGACUCUACCACUCCAAUCUAG
Messenger RNA from Apiotrichum porosum, 1071 nucleotides. RefSeq names its product E2-like enzyme (gene ATG3). Lineage: Eukaryota; Fungi; Basidiomycota; Tremellomycetes; Trichosporonales; Trichosporonaceae. Gene Ontology annotation, biological process: autophagosome assembly; nucleophagy; autophagy of mitochondrion. Gene Ontology annotation, cellular component: cytosol; cytoplasmic ubiquitin ligase complex. Gene Ontology annotation, molecular function: Atg8-family ligase activity. The record is from RefSeq and is a predicted model, not a curated record. The transcript has 7 exons. The coding region runs from base 1 to 1071 and encodes 356 amino acids.